This is a messenger RNA of Arabidopsis arenosa, 928 nucleotides long. The record is from the annotation of a GenBank genome assembly. NCBI's taxonomy places the organism in Eukaryota, Viridiplantae, Streptophyta, Magnoliopsida, Brassicales, Brassicaceae.
CACUUCACUUUUCCGGUUUCAUUCACAAAAAAUCUCCGACCAAAAAUUGGGGAACGACGAUGGCGACGACUCUCCAGAAACUCUCCUCUCAAAUCCACCGCCUCUCUCCAUUCACCAGAUCCCUAAUCGUCCGCACCUCCGCCACAUCUGCUCCUUCUCCGUCUCUGGGAUCUAAGAAAGUCUCCGACCGAAUCGUCAAGCUUUCUGCGAUCGAUCCCGAUGGAUACAAGCAGGACAUCAUUGGUCUCUCUGGUCAGACUCUCCUUCGUGCGCUCACUCACACUGGUCUGAUUGAUCCGGCAUCACAUAGAUUGGAUGACAUCGAAGCUUGCUCAGCGGAGUGCGAGGUUCAGAUCGCAGAGGAAUGGCUCGAGAAGCUCCCGCCGCGUACCUACGAAGAGGAAUAUGUGCUGAAGCGUAGCUCUAGAUCCCGUAUCCUGAACAAACACUCGCGUCUUGGUUGCCAAGUUGUGUUAACGCAGGAGCUUCAAGGUAUGGUCGUCGCUGUCCCUGAAGCUAAGCCUUGGGACAUUCCGUAAGUUUUUGUUCUUGAGGCUCUCUCAUAAAUGUUGGGUUCGUUCUAAAAUUGGCUAAUAAAAUUCGCUUUGGAAAUUUCGGUACACUGCAGAUAACUCCAUUUGAAUCUGUAAUUUUCGUUUCCUUACUUUAAAUUUUGUAAUGUGGUAAAGAACUUUGCUUGUUUAAACGAUUCCCUGCUUCAAGUAUGGGUGAAUGUUGCUUUCUUGAUUUCAUUUUCGUUGCUUCUUCUUCCAUUAGAUAGUUUCUCUCCCUCAGGUGAACUUUUUUUGUGUGUUCGUUUUAGAGUUUAGCAGAAACGUAGGAGGGGUUAGAGAUUAUGGUGCUAUAUCUAGAGAUUGGCAAAAGUAAUUGGAAAAUCCAAGGGGGUUAAUGAACACAUUGUGUCCAA